GCACAGGAUGGAGCAGCUCAGGCCCAGAACGCGGGCGAUGGGACAACAGCGUUUGAGAGUCCGCCGCGCACUCCGCCCGGUGCGCGGUGGCGCGCCCGACGACCAUCUUCUGACAACUUGUUAUCUACCCCUACCUGCUCUCAAAUUUCGCAUUUCUGGUGUUGCAGCCGGCUGACCACCGCCGCCCUCAUCGUCGCGCACUCUCUCUCCGAGAGGUGGUCCGUGCAUCCACCCCAGAUUCCGCUCACAAAGACACCGAAAACACCCUCGUUCACGACCAGGAACGCCCACGCUCACGACCGAUUCCACGACCAUCUCUCUGACUUUGUCAAGCCAUGGCGGAUUCCAGCACCGAGAUUGACCUCGAUUCGGUCAUUGACAGGCUUUUGGAAGUGCGAGGAAAUCGUCCGGGGAAGCCGGUCCAGCUUGCAGAGUACGAAAUAAAGUAUCUGUGCACAAAAGCCCGCGAGAUCUUCAUUAAUCAGCCCAUCCUCCUCGAGCUCGAAGCCCCCAUCAAGAUAUGCGGCGACAUCCACGGGCAAUAUUACGACCUCCUGCGACUCUUCGAGUACGGCGGAUUCCCACCAGAGGCGAAUUAUCUAUUUCUGGGCGAUUACGUCGAUCGUGGCAAGCAGUCAUUGGAGACCAUUUGUCUGUUGCUGGCGUACAAGAUCAAGUACCCGGAGAACUUCUUUGUGCUGAGGGGCAACCACGAAUGCGCCAGCAUCAACAGGAUUUAUGGGUUCUAUGACGAAUGCAAGCGCAGAUACAACAUCAAGUUGUGGAAGACGUUCACCGACUGCUUCAACUGCCUGCCCAUUGCCGCCAUCAUUGACGAAAAGAUCUUUACAAUGCAUGGUGGUCUGUCACCCGACCUGCAGUCAAUGGAGCAGAUUCGGAGGGUAAUGAGGCCCACGGACGUCCCGGACACAGGCUUGCUGUGUGAUCUUCUCUGGUCAGACCCAGACAAGGACAUCACGGGUUGGUCAGAGAACGAUCGAGGCGUGUCGUUCACAUUCGGGCCCGACGUGGUGUCCAGAUUCCUGCAGAAGCACGAUAUGGAUCUUAUAUGCCGCGCACAUCAGGUCGUCGAAGAUGGUUAUGAGUUCUUUGCGAAGCGGCAUCUGGUGACCCUUUUCUCGGCGCCUAACUACUGCGGCGAGUUCGACAAUGCAGGAGCGAUGAUGAGCGUGGACGAGACGCUACUUUGUUCGUUCCAGAUUCUGAAGCCGGCCGAGAAGAAGGCGAAGUACCCGUAUGGUGGUGUCAAUAUGGGACGGCCGGUUACACCACCGCGCAAAGGAAAGAAGAAGGAUGCGAGCAAGAUGGGCUGAGGCGCGCACCCUGUCAGUACAUCCUUGCCUUCUUGGUCAGACUCGCCACAUACGCUCUUUCCGUUCAAUGUCUCUCAUUGGUCUCUUUCGGUUAUCUUGGUGGCUGGUCGUGCGUGGGCAGAGGUGUGGAUGGGUGCAGCGGAAGGAUGGGAGAAUGGGGAAUACACGGCGGACGAUCUACGCUGGACGCCGUGCCCCGUGGGGCAGUGAUGUGAUGUGCUCGGCCGGCAGGGCUGACGGGGGCGGUGCGCAUGGCCGCAAAAACGAACGGAAGGAUCCGCACGCAUGCCCAUGGACUCGACUGCAUAGCACCGUUUAAUACGCUAUCGCACCUCUAUUCUGCACGAUUAACCUGUGUACGACCCAGAUUCUCUCCGCCCGUGUCUGCCUCUGUAUCACUCCAUUCUACCUAUCUAUUGGCUCAACCCGGACAUUGUUGCAGUAUCCUGAUAGAAUCUCAUUUUGCCUCACCA
Molecule: messenger RNA, 1807 nt
Organism: Rhodofomes roseus
Lineage: Eukaryota; Fungi; Basidiomycota; Agaricomycetes; Polyporales; Fomitopsidaceae
Product: protein phosphatase type 1
Exons: 7
Coding region: 336-1334 (332 amino acids)
Cellular component (GO): cytoplasm; nucleus
Molecular function (GO): protein serine/threonine phosphatase activity
Source: RefSeq, a predicted model, not a curated record